This is a messenger RNA of Rhagoletis pomonella (apple maggot), 8991 nucleotides long. RefSeq names its product vacuolar protein sorting-associated protein 13B-like. The record is from RefSeq and is a predicted model, not a curated record. Lineage: Eukaryota; Metazoa; Arthropoda; Insecta; Diptera; Tephritidae.
UAAACACCCGGCUUUUGACAAUCAAACAGCUGUUUGUUAACGUCAUAUUAAAAAUUCUGCAGUUGAUAAUUGUUGGCAUUUUUUCACAAAAUUGGUAUCAGUAGUGCAAUUUGGAGAUGUAACCUCACGUAAAAUUACAUAAAAAUGCACUAAAAAUUAUUUUAACAGUUAAAGUAGUUAAAAAGGUUGUGAAGAGACGAACUAUUCUAAAAAUACCAGUGUACUCCUGCAAGCACAGCUAGCCAAGAUGUUUCGCAUCGAGUCGUACGUUACGCCGGUCAUUAUGGAGUACGUGGCAAAGUAUGUGAAGAACAUACGAUCAGAGGAUAUGCAGCUCUCCCUUUGGGAAGGUGAAGUCACGCUGCAAAACCUUGAUCUGCGACUGGACGUACUCGAAGAGGAAUUGCAGUUGCCUUGUGAAUUUUUAUCAGGCCAUGUGCAUGAAUUGACUAUACGUGUACCGUGGACUAAGAUCACUUCAGAACCAAUACGCAUUAUAAUUAAUACAAUUGAAUUUGUGCUUAAGCUCAGACGUUACAAGCCAGAUGAUGUUUCGUCAGCAAGUUCAUCACCACAACACAAAGUUGGCGAAAUGGCUAAAAAGCGCAAGCGCGCAAAUGAUGAUCAAAAUGCUGUACAACAAACAGCAGGAUCUGGUAUUGUAAACAAAAUAAUUAACAACAUUAACUUGGAGUGCCACAAUAUAAUACUUAAGUAUGUGGAAGACGAUAUUGUCGUGUCAAUGAACGUGCAACUUAUGCAGUUCGGCGCAGCAGAUGAGCGUUGGAAAAUGGCCAUGACAGAUGUUCAUCCUGUAAAAGUGAUGAUGCGUAAAUUAGUCAAAGUAUCGGACCUUACCAUAUGUAUGGAUAAACGUAAUUCAGCUGGACACAUUGAAGUGUGCCAGGAGCCAAUAUUAUAUAGAUGUUCGUUUGAACUGCGCAUACUGCGGAAAUAUAACACCAACACGAUGGCAAGUACAAGUGUAAUUCGGGUAGGAAUAUUUACAAAAUCGAUGGACAUCAAUAUUACAUCUAUGCAAUUUCCAAUGAUUAUGCGCUUGGUAGACAUAAUGACUGAGUUUGGCCGGCCAAAUGGAAAAGGCUUACUAAUAGAACAAGACGAAAUCUUCGAAGACCAAGAGAAUGUUGAAGCUAAUAGCACUUCACUCUUACUUUGGGCCUGGAAUAAACUGCCAUCAUUAUCAUUUGAACCUGGGGAAUUCGAUGAGCCUGCUGACGAAGAGGUUACUGGUCAUUUAAGAGAUAUUGGUGUAUAUUUGGAAGAGUUAAACAUUAAUCUAAAAAACUCUGAGUUGAUUGUGGAUACAUUUGUUAGUAAUACUAAACGCAUUAAGUAUACACCCAUUGUACGUUUAACCCUCGGCGGCUUAUACUUUGAAAAAGUCUCAUGCGAAGAGCAGAAUUGGCGUAGUACAAAAUCAGGCAUCUCAUAUUUAAUAGUCGAUCCUUUGGGUUGCUACAGAGUCGAUGAUAUUUCCGAGUCGGCAUUGGUUUCGAGCGCUUCUUUGGAAAAAGACACAGGCUUUUUGGAUAGUAGCCUCUUCGAUGAAAAGGCCGCGGCGUUUAAUCUCAGCACAUUCUUUAACUACGAUGCGUACAUGUUACAAUAUACUGACGAGUACUUGCUGAAGCGCACACCCAUUAUUGCUUUUGAUUCCGUCGAAUACAAAACCCCAAAGCUUCGUGAUAACCAGCAGCAAGAACUCGACUUGUCAACAGCAGCUGUAAGGGACACACAUCUCGCGUAUCGUGUACUUUCAUCUGGUCUCACGUUCCGAUGGAAUCAGUCUUUUCGACAGGUUAAACAAACAAUACAAGAUUUAAUUGAUUCUUACGACUACUCAGGCUAUCAUGUAGACCAGUUAGAUAUGGCUGCGCCGAGCAGCUCAAGCACAUCCAAACUGCCACCACCACUAAUGGAGGACUACGAUGAGCUAAUGACAUUCAUACCGCUUCGCAUCUAUAAAUUUGAUUUGAAAAAUAUAAACUUUGAAAUUUAUAUUAGCACGGAACCAGCAACAGCCACACAAAAGGGCCAACAUCGACUGCCGAGUGCAUUAAGGCAAGCUAUGCCCUACUUCUUGGCACAUAUUGAAAACGUAGAUGGAACUUUGUGUACACCUCUGAAUCCCGAUAAGCUAGUGCACACUACCUGCCAACUGCCGGAAAAGCCACACGUUCUAAUCGAUGCUUGCUACAACAACUACGCUAUCCAUAUAAAACAGUUCACCUUAUCAAUGGAGAACAGGAUGCGGAAGACUACUGCCAGAUUAAUGCAUAUACCACAUAUAGAAUUUGUGUAUUCAGACCUUUUGCAAAAAAAACAUUGGAGGGAAGACAUACUUAUACCGACAAGAAAAGCCGAUUUCAAUUGCGAACUCAUCAUUAUUGACUUUAAUAAGCGUGAUUUAAUAAUUGCUGAGCGUCUUUUAAAUUGUGUGCUUAGCUAUAGGCCGUACUUAUUGUGGAAAAUAGCAAAUCAAUCGAUGCAGUUGAUGAAAAACGAGUUACAUCCAACUUUGCAUACCGAGCUCAAAGGCAUUCACGCCGAUAUCCAAUGCUUCCAGAGCUAUACCUCUGCAUAUGCUGAAGUCUAUGCAUUGCUUUCAUAUGUGGUAACUUAUUCAAACUCCUGUAUAUCAAAACAUCUCUUGCUGGACUCCGAAAAAGGGAAUAAACCGAAGAAAUGGCUGAUGGUGAGCCUGCAAUUAAAUCCGGAGGGUAUCCACUUGACGCCAAAUAAAAAUGAAGAGCUUAUCGCGCUUGCCAUAUGGGUGGAACCUAGCUCAAUAUUUGUAGAUGUUGCACUGAUCGAGUUUUUAAAAUAUCAAGAAGAUUACGAUCACACUGUUGAAAAAGAACCAUCGAGCGAGGUAGAAUUGCACACUCAGCAGCUUCACUCACAUGCUCCAUCACAAACACAUGCCAGCUCUAGCCAACCCCCCCGAGUGCACACAAAUAUAACUGCAGCAAGUGGUACAGGUGCAGGUCCACCUCUUAUAAGACGCUCUUCACGUAAUUCUCUGCCCUCCCGCAAAAUUUCACAUCCUGAAGAGACUAUACACUUUAGCUCCGAACGCGAUGACAAAGUUGAUAUGGAUGCAUCGGUCAGCAUAUUAGCACCGACGUCCACUGAGCCAACGCCCAGCCCACUUUGGCAGCAAAUCAAAUCUUUAGUUGUCAGCAUAGAUCUCGGCCACAUAAGGCUGCAUAUAGCAGAAAAAAUUAAGUGGUAUAGUAAUCAAGAGGAUAUAAUAAGUGAAUAUACCCAAAUUCAAUUACCGAAAAUAGCGAUGCGAUCCACCAACGCCGAAAAUUUAUCACGCACCAAUCUCCAGAAGAAAUUCACAAUACAUACAACUCCGAAGGACACGAUAAAUUGGGUGAUUGCCUUGUAUGGGCUAAGUAUUAAAAGGUGCAAUUGUCCCGAUCUGGGUUCUGUAUUGCCAGAUGUGUAUACCACAAUUACUAUUGUCGUUACACACAAGACGCUGUUGAAGUCGGAUUUAACUUCAACCACGUCAACACUAGCUAGUUCUGUAAAAGAAAAAUCCAGUGAACACAUUAAUGAAGAUAUGAGAAUGUCCGCACAUGUACAAGGGGAAUCAUCUUCGGCGCCACUAACCGAUACCACAAAAUUAGAAUUUACUUCACUCUCAACGCAGCCACCAACCAAUUCAUUGGAAGUUGAUGCCAUAACAAUCCAUGUAGAUACGACGCCUAUACAUUUUCAUGUAUCGGAAACGAAGUGCAAGGCAUUACAUUUACAUAUGGAGAUUCUGAGUAAGGUGGUCACACUAAUGGGACCGAUGGCACAAUUAACCGCAAGCACACAAACCCAUACAUUUCCACCGCCUAUGCAAGUUGUAACUGCAUCCGAGGAAAGUGCUGCAAUAAAACAGUUUUUGGAGCUAGAAACUAGUUCGUCAGUAUCCUCGGUGUUCUUAGAAAAAAAAAUUCCAACAACCUAUACUACUUCUCUAUUUUGCCAAUGGUCCAUUGCGAAGAUAAUUUUUGAAGUUGCUGCACAAGAGCGCAAGAGUAAGAUUGUUUUUGAAUUUGAAGACUUACUUUCAACAGUUGACCAGCGUCAAGAUUUUACUAAGUUCACCGGCAAGGUUGGGCAAUGCAGCCUAACCUAUUACAUACCCGAUAUCAAUGAGCCUGGCACAUGGGUGAUCAACAGUGGUUUGUGUUUGAAAAUGCUCGGUGAGGUGGCAAAUAUGCCAUUCUUCAAUAUUGUAUACACUUCUGUGGGGCUUAAGAGCUUUUACACGCGCAUCGGCGUCAAACCGAAAUAUGACGCUAAUCGCUCAAUAGCUGAAGUUAUAGUUACAAUCCAAGCAAUGGAAAUAAUAAUGGAUUUGGAAUGUUUAAGGGAAUUUGUUGGUUCUUUGGGUGUUCUUUUCGUGGCCAGCGGCUGCAAAGCGUGUCCUAGUGCAGAGGUGCAUAAGCUGGUGCACGCAAAUCCGCCGACUGCUUCCGACCUUCCGCUGAUUCAUUUGGAUAGCAAGGGAUUUACUAUAUACACGCCUUUAGCAACAGAGCGCGAGUGUUGUACAGCGGUUAUUUGGAAAAUUGAAUCCAUUAAAAUUACACCCAAUUUGGAGAAUCCACUCCAGCGCAAUCCCUUACGCGCCGAUGUGUACAGCAAAGCGGCGCAAUUAGGAUUUCUAAAUACACCCGGUUCGCUGGUUGAAGAUCGUCAAUAUGAGUUGGUUUUACAAAAUCUUUCGGUGUCUACUGGUGACUGGAUGGAGAUUUUGGGUCAUAUGGCACAGCAAGCAAAAACAUUUCAGCAUUCAAACCCAGCGGUGGAAUGGAAUUCCCAAAAUCGAGAUUCGUCGCCAUAUAUUGCAGAUAUUUUCACGCAUUUCACUUUUAUUGGUAUCUUCGCGCCUUGUAUCGCUUACAACAACGUAUUGAUUUGCGGUCAGGCGGUGGAAUUCAAUUGCGCCUCAGAUGUUAUCGCCACACUCAAUACAGAUCAGCUCUAUGCGUUUGGCUGUUUUAUAUGUCUAAUAAAUAAACUGUUUGCUGUUGCCAAAAAAAGUAAUAAAUCAAGAACUUUUGUUCCUGCGUUGAGAAUGCUAAAAGCGCAGCCAUGUCAGAGCGAAUCUGGCAGUAUUUCAAAGACUUCUAGUAGUUCUAUACAAUGCGCUGAACUACUUAUUCUUCCGUUGAAUAAAAAUACCCGCAACUCUGCAUCAGCGUUUGAACCAAUAGAUGAAUAUACCGAGCACAAUCUGAAAACCGACUCCGGUAUUCACUCGCAACAAUCACGGCUAGAGCACCUGCCUCAACUCACAUCGGUCACCGAUUCUGUUGUUCGCAAAUUCCCUCAAACUGUUUCAUUCAUAGCCGGCACUUUCACCAUAAAGUUAUAUGAGGUUGUUGGUAAAAUGGCAGACACUUCCGAGUCAAAAGGAAAAUGCUCUGAAAAAGUAGCUAGGUUGCAAUUGGCCCCGUUGCUCUCCUUCUCGGUGUCUCAGCCGAGCUUUAUGUUUACGCAAAAUAUCUACGACAGUAUUACGCAGAUAUCGGUUUUCAAUUUAAAUAUCCAAUCAGUACCCGCCAUGGGAUCACAUACUGAUGAUGCCAACCCGUUUUCGGUAGAGUUUUUGGACACAAGGCCUGGCGAGUUGAGUACCACCGGCAUACCGCCUCCACUAGUCACCUUACGUAAACAUAUAACUAAGCAACGGCUCGUCGAGACCGACGUUGAAGUAGCAAGGCCCAUAAUCAUUACACUUCUGGAAAGUCAAACGAUAGUUCUAUUGCACAAUAAUUUAAUCUUGUACCAAACCGUUUUGCAAAGUGGCUGUCUCGACCCACGGACAACAAGAGUUGUACAAAAAGCGUCUAAAAUUAUGCUCAUGCGUAAUCAGUUCUACGACUCUGACCGACUGCAUGCAAAGCUUGAUAAAGUGGUGCUGCUGAUGAAGAAUGAAGGUGAUUACGAAUGUAAAUUAGUGUGCGCUGAUACGCACUUCAAUGCCACCUUCUUACAGCGCCCAGAAAAAUCUAUUCUUAAAGCCUCUUUUGGUGCAGUACAUGUGCAAGUGGGCGAAAGAAUAUUUAUUCAUCCAAUUUCUCUGCGUACAACAUUUACUUUUGUCAGCGAACCGUGGUACUAUUUACCGUUGGUGAGCGGCGCAGUCAAAUUGGAUGUGGUGCAUUUGGAUGUAGAUAUGAGUGGAAUAAAAGAGCUGCAGCGCACCCAACGAGGACUGGAUAGAAUGGCCGCUGAUGUCAAUGAGCAAUGGUUGAGCUUUUUGAGCAACCGCCCUCCAAUGGGAAAACCGGCAGAAGUGUCUGCUGAAAAGUUGGUUCCUAUGAAAAUCUCUAUUAAAAAUUUGCCUGAACUUAAAAAUGCAAAUAAAAACAAGGAGAAAUUGACACGGGAGGAAUUUUAUCAAGACGACCUGAGGGCUGGUGCAUUUCAGUUUGUCGAUAUGACUACAGACACUUUCCUGCCGCUACCUUAUCAAAUUCAAAUAAUCAAAAAGAAUUAUGGCAUUAUUUGUUGGCGUUACCCUCAACCAAGGAAAAUGUGUAAAAUUCAUGUUUUUCCAGUGCCAAUGGCGGCCCAAAAGCCAAUUAAUAUACGCUGCCAAAUGGAAUAUUUUAGCGAGUCGCAUGAAUGUUUUCUGCAUUUCAGUGAAUUUUGGCUUUCCGAAACCGCAUCCAAAGAUAUUGUAUUGCCUGAGCGUGAGAUCUGUGCCAACAUUUGGCGUGUUGUCAUAAUGCAAUCUUUAGUCGCCGUGAAUGGGGAAUGCUUUGAGCCCAGUGAAGAGGAGGAGGACAAGAUUCCAAGCUUAAAAAUUGAGGAGCUCCUCAAAAUCGAAAGCAACGACGACGAAUUCAUUUUACAUCCAAAAGUGCUUGUAGGCUGCAUGCGCAUUGACACGGCUUUUCAAUCGGAAAGUGUACCUAAACUGCAGGUGUUGCUCUCAUGUGCGUCGCUUCAAUUAAAAUUGCUCAAUCAAUCCAAUAAUGAAUACAAUUUGCCACCCGCUUUGGCCGAAUAUACACUGGCUCCGUCCAAGCAAAUAAGUCAAGCGUUCUUAGUCGUUUCAGUAGAAAAUCUGAGCAUACAUGCGUCUUUCAACACCCCAAACAUUUACAGCGUAAAUAGCAGUUUGACCGUAAACGUGAAAUGUCUAGAUUACGGAUUUUUGAAUAUGCUUUCUGUGCUAGAGGACGCAACUUUGCAGAGCUACGUUAGCGUAAACCAACUAAAACGCACCUUGAACAUCAACGCAGUCUUUGAAAAGUUCCGUAUCAAUAUUGGCCCAUCAAUACUUCACACUUUACUCUCAUCGCAGGUGCAUUGGCAAGAGCUACUCCAAGCGUCUGAACCUCAGGAAUGUCAUGUACUUUUGCCGAAAUGUAUUAUUGUGAAUCGUAUGCAUGCGGUGGUAUCCUUUGGGCAAACAGGCACCACAGAACGCAUACAACUGCAACCGUUGGAGUGCAGUUUAUACAGUUUUAGCAGUAAUGGCAGCAACCAAGAGCUUUCCUUUUUCAUUGCUGACAAUGAGAUGCGCAUUACUGAUGCGUCGCAGUCGGUUGCCAUUCCCUUCAAGUUCGAUGGUGAGCGCAUGCUGCAAACUAUUCGUAUCGGCGAUAAAUGUCUCAUCAUAGAGUCGCAAAAACUGUCAUCCACUCAGGUGGUAGUGCUGCUGAAAGGGCAGAUUGAGCUUAUUUCCAUGGUACCUCAAGAGUUGCAUGUAGAAUUUCGAUUUGACGAAAACCAAUGCGACGCAGAGAAGCGACCGCUUCAGUAUUUAGUAAAAAAGGAAGGUUACGCAUCAUUUUACGCAGCGGUACAGCGUGUAUCAAAUGUAUCAAUGAGACUGAAGAUGUUGACUCCAAAGGUGAAAGGGCGCACUGGUGAUAUACCCCUAAAGCCGAAUAAAAAAUUGCCAUGGCUAGUGAAAGUUCCCACAUCAAAUAACGAAUUUGUUAGCUUCUGGGUUCGUGUUGUACGCGAAGAUAUAAAUGAACUUUGUAACGAAGCGUUCGAGCCGCAGCGUAUACUCGUCACAAUCUGGCCCAUAUUUGAGGUGCAAUCGCGACUACCAUGCGCUCUGACAGCCCAAGAGCAUUCAUUAGGAAAACAUUUUGAAAUUGAACCAUGCGGACGAUACGUACUUGAUGUACCUGCUACACACCUAACUGAGCAUAAAGUGACAUUCCAAACCAAAUAUCCUUUGAAUUGCGAAAACAGCACAGAGCAAACACUUUCAUUGAAAUCGAUGCAAUGGAGCACUUUCUUUUGUUAUGAUGAGAAAAGCUGGGGUAUAGACGACGCGGUCUAUAAGCUCAAAACUGCACAAAUAUUAAGAUCAAAAUGGCUUCUCGAUGAUGAAGACGAGUUACGCGUGAAACGCACCUCCUAUGGUACCGGUACUGCGGAUCUAUUGUAUGUGAUGAAACCGGUAGAAGAAUUUUCAUGUUCCACAUGUCUGGAAGUAACAUCCUGGGCGUUGUUCGUCAAUUCCACUGGCAUAGAUGUUGGUAUAAGCAUAAGUCAAUCGAAGAAGCGCACCCUCAUCAAAUCGAAUUGUCUUGAAAUGCUGGGAGAAAUCACUGGUUCAUUCACCGUAGAUUUAAACAUGGAAGAUGCGGGCGUAAAAUGGGUUAGCUCAAUGCCAAUUUACUGUAAUGGUAUCAGUCAGGGUGCGGCGCGUGGACAUGUUUUGCCCGAUAACGAUAGUAUAGAUUUUACUAUUGUGCAUGAUGAAAAAAUUUAUAAACUUGUGCUGGAGUAUAGAAUUAAAAAUGAGCAGCGUGUAUUUCGCCUCCGCCCAAAAUAUAUAGUUGCCAACUUCGCGAAGUGCAAAAUACAAUUAUUGGCCUUUGCAAUGGAUCACAAGGAGAGCGCACAACGACAAACUCUGGAAGAAUUUAACGUCGGCGCUACGAAACUGGAAUUAACAGAGAUACAGUGGGCGGAAAACUG